Molecule: messenger RNA, 294 nt
Organism: Miscanthus lutarioriparius
Lineage: Eukaryota; Viridiplantae; Streptophyta; Magnoliopsida; Poales; Poaceae
Source: the annotation of a GenBank genome assembly
AUGGAUGGCCUGUUCGGCACCGUCGACGAGAAGCUUGUUCACGGUGUGAACUGGGCGCCGGAUUCAUGCGACGAAGAAGAAGAGGAUCAACAGGAAUCGCCCGUGCCAGAGAAGCUUGUUCGUGGUGUGAACUGGGCGCCGGAUUCAUGCGUCGAAGAAGAAGAGGAUCAGCAGGAGAUUGCCCCUGCCGAAGAAGAUGAUGCUGACGUCUUUCAUGCUCUAAUGCAACUUGCAUCAACUGAGUUUGAAUUCAGGCUAAUAGAUCAUUGCAACUCCUUACUGAACCUGAUCUGA